Teleopsis dalmanni is the source of this 2495-nucleotide messenger RNA. RefSeq lists its product as uncharacterized. The transcript has 2 exons. Bases 564 to 2024 code for a protein of 486 amino acids. The record is from RefSeq and is a predicted model, not a curated record. Lineage: Eukaryota; Metazoa; Arthropoda; Insecta; Diptera; Diopsidae.
UCGUGGUGUAGGGGCUUAUUGUGGACUGAAGCAUGUCAUAUGGAAGUCAUGACAUGAUGAUUUUUCAUGUGACAUGAUUCAGCACACAAACUAAGAACUGCCGCCAACGCACAGGUUGAAAGUAGGUAUCUACGAUUCCUGAUCAGUCGUUGAGGCUAGCUAGUGGACUUUAAUGGACACUUGCUAAUUGGUCAGUCCUAUAGGAAAGUGCGGCUAUCUAUCAGACCAAUGACUCGCCUUCAGUACGGUCAUGUCUCUGCUGUUUGUGGGUCGCCGAUAGUCGGGCGGGGGAGAAGGAAAACUCCCUAGGGCAGGGUCUGUACAUAUUCUAGGCUCCCAAGGCUAGGUCUUGAUAGACUGGAAUAUGAACAUACCUAUUGCCCCAAACAAACCCCCUAAACUCACAGUGGAACAGCUAUGCUGGUGAACUUGCUUGACAGGGUAGAGUCAAGCUUAAUAGCGAACUCCGUACCAGGUCUGGCAAACCUACGGUUUCAAUUUGUCCUUCCCAUGGGGGCGCUCAUGGGUGACCAACCUGCACGGUUUAUUUAAACUUACUUUGUAUGGAACCUAAUAACAUUUUCAAUUCUAUGGACUGCACACCUUUAAAUGUGCAAAAUAUGGCUUUACACAGCCAAAACUUAUCACUGAACGAGGGGGCACCUGGUACCAUCGUCAGUGAACAAAUGGACCACGACUUGUUGGAGAGGGCACCUGGUCCUCUACCCGACAAGCCGGAGGAAAUGGACAUUCCACUUAGCCAAGAGUCGGCUGGGAUGUCUAUCUCCUCGGAACAGGAGAGAGAUCUUCUGGAGCCUGGUCUAACUAAAAAGACUCAAACGAGGGUGAAGCUAUCCGGCGCUGGACGCAAAAGGUUGAAGGCUUUACUUGCCAAGGGCAUCCCGCUGGAAACAGCAAGGUCCUUGGCAGUAAAGCCGGCCACUGCGACUAACGAAGGGCAGGCAACACCAAAAAGAUCCCGAUCGGACAGCUCUACACCAACAUCAAGCUCAAAACCGACAAAGCGGAUUGCACUACAGGGCAAGAAAGUUGAUAAUAAAUCAACAGUGCCUGCAACUGCUUUGCCGAUUUUCAGUAGGAUGAAGGAAGUAGAGACCUCACACGGGGGCAAACCUGGUCCCAGUAAAGAGGUGGCGACGGUAUCUGUGGGGCAGGCUAAAUACAGUACUUCUUCCGAAGACCAUUGUUCAAAGCCUACCCUAGCAGAGACUGUUCGCUCUAAGAAGAUCGGUAUACUACCGCAUAAUUUCCCAGAGGGCAUUUGGUCCAAUGAGGAAAUUGGCAAGGUGCAGAAAUGCAUCCUCGACAAGAUGUACGAAACUUGUCGAGCUCCUGGGGUGAAGCCUCAUUUCGCCGGUUACAGUCUAAAGCCCGGAUGGUUUACCAUUAACUGUCUGGACGACGAGACUGUAACUUGGUCUAAAGAGACAAUCCCAGCCUUGAAGCCGUGGGAAGGAGCCCAGCUGAAGGUAGUGGACGAGGCAGAAGUGCCAAAGUCUGAAAUCUAUGUUGGCUACUUCCCAGGCUCAGCUUCCUGGCAAAGCGACCGUAUUCUGGGACAAAUUGAGUGCCAAAAUUCGGGCAUGCGUGUCAGGGACUGGCGGGUACUCCACAGGCUCAAUAAGGGCGACAUCGUCGAGAUGGCGAUUGCUCUGGAUCCUAUGUCGUCCGAAAUGGUCGGAAAGCUGGGCAAUAAAGUCUUCUAUGGACUUAGCAGUGCCGUGCUGAGACCAAGACAUAAAGGAAACAGAGCAAAGGAAGUGGUUGAAGAUGAGCGACCAACAACAUCUGCGGCUUGUGCUCAGUCAAGCAACCAGAAGCCGAAAACGGGUCUCAAUUCCGGGGGACCACCCUUGAGAGGGGGCAGAAUCCGUGCCCAGGGCCGAAAACCUUCCGCUCUCUCUGGUCGUCUGAGGAAAUGGGAAAGAAAAGACCCGGAGGCCGCGGAAUUGCUGCGCGGUACGAAGGGCGGCAAGGUCCGCAAGGGCCAGUCUGGGAUAUAAUGUCCCGGACUCCGCCACAUCCGCAAAACUCUUGGAGGCAACUUCAUUGCCUCCAAAUCAACCUCCACCGGGCUAUAGCAGCUUCAUACAGGCUCAGUGCCCUGGUGGAACAACACUGUCUGGAUUUUGUGGCCAUCCAAGAACCAUGGGCCACAAAGGGGCGCAUAAACGGUCUACAGACAAAAACGUAGCUCAUACAGCGUGAUCUGGUGGCGGUACAGGCAGAAGUGCCUAGUACUAGGGGGACGAGAAUAAUAGUUUUUGCAUCUCUGUACCUCCCUGGCGACGCAGAGGAAGCGGUGUCUCUCGAGCUCCAGCAGCUUACAGAAUACUGCCGUAUCCGAAACCUACAGUGGGUAAUGUGCUGCGACGCCAACGCACACCAUACAGUAUGGGGAAGCACAGACAUCAAUACACGAGGUGAGUCACUUUUUGAUUAUAUCACAACUAACAAUUUAAUGGUAGUUAAUA